This is a messenger RNA of Beta vulgaris subsp. vulgaris (sugar beet), 2633 nucleotides long. RefSeq names its product F-box/kelch-repeat protein At1g55270. Bases 844 to 2175 code for a protein of 443 amino acids. Gene Ontology annotation, molecular function: protein binding. NCBI's taxonomy places the organism in Eukaryota, Viridiplantae, Streptophyta, Magnoliopsida, Caryophyllales, Amaranthaceae. The transcript is spliced from 4 exons. The record is from RefSeq and is a predicted model, not a curated record.
CCCUCUCACAUUUGACCUGUUUUUAUUGUUCCGCCAUCAUCUUGCUUUUUUACUACUUAUCUUCCUUUACUUUUUUUGGGUUCUUUCUUUCUCCCAAUUCCAAACAACAGCAAACUUCCAAAGCUUCAAAAUUUCCACCGAUUUCUUCUUGGAAUUUUGCUCUGAUAUAUCUCACAACCUAAAAACUUUGGCAGCAUACACAUAAACAACACCUUUAAUUGAAGAAAGUGGUUUAGGUUUAGCCGUUUAGUCUUCAUUUCAUCAUCUUCAUUCGUCUCUUCUUCUAAACACUCUUUUCUUUGGUUGAUUGCACCUUUUUUUGGGUCAUGUGUCUUCACUCAUUGAUUAAAUUGCACUAAAACACACUCUUUUUUCACACUUUCUGCAACAUUUGGUCCUCCUAAAACCAAAGGAUUGAGAAUUUUCUUUCAAAGGUUCAAAUUUUCUCCCAAAUUGAAGCUUUUGAAGUGGAAAUUUAGACUUUCUGUAAUCUGGGUUUUUGAUUUUGGAGGUGGGUUUUUGAUUUUGGAACUUAUAAUGCUUGUUUUAGGAGGUGGGUCUUGUGGUUUCUUCUGUUUGAUGGGUUUUUUGCCUUGCAAUUAAAUUUCUAGAAGAGAAGAAUUUUCUGUUCCAAUGGCUUGAUAAUUGGGGCUGAAGAAUUUUCAAUCAUUUUAGGGAGGGUUUGCUGAUGAAUGAGACAUGGAUAAAAUUAUUCAACCUCCUUUGGUAUUAAUGUGGUCAUCUUAAGGACUACAAAAGGGAAGUUGUUCUUGGUUCGAGUUUUGCGAUGAGAGGAAUUGACAUGGUCAUCUGAAGAAUGCUAUAUGCUGUAUUUUGUUGUGUAUGCGAAGUUCUUGCUAUAUCCAAAUGAUGGAAAACAAACCGAAAUCAAUCACUGCUUCGGUGGCUCAGGUUGACUCAACAGCAUGUUUGUGUAGAGUAGAUGCUGGUUUAAAAACUGUAGCUGGAGCAAAGAAAUAUGUCCCUGGGACAAGGUUGUGUAUACGACCUGACAUCAAGCCUUCCAUUCAUCCCACAAGGCAGAAAUCUUCACGUGGUGACAGGAGCCGCAGUCAGUCUCCUCUCCUUCCAGGUCUCCCUGAUGAUCUGGCCAUUGCUUGCUUAAUUAGGGUUCCAAGAGUGGAGCACCGAAACCUCCGAUUAGUCUGCAAAAGAUGGUACCGUCUUCUUGCUGGAAACUUCUUUUAUUCAUUAAGAAGAAGUCUAGGAAUUGCAGAAGAAUGGGUGUAUGUCAUUAAAAGAGACCGAGAUGGUAAGAUAUCAUGGCAUGCAUUUGAUCCGGUUUACCAACUCUGGCAACCCCUUCCACCUGUUCCCAAAGAGUACUCUGAAGCUCUAGGGUUUGGAUGUGCUGUUCUUAGUGGCUGCCAUUUGUACCUUUUUGGAGGGAAACAUCCUCUUAAGGGUUCAAUGAGACGGGUCAUUUUUUACAAUGCCCGAACUAACAAAUGGCAUCGGGCACCUGAUAUGUUACGCAGGAGACAUUUCUUUGGUGCAUGUGUCAUCAACAACUGUUUGUAUGUAGCAGGUGGGGAGAACGAGGGUAUACACCGUUCCUUAAGAUCAGCUGAAGUUUAUGACCCGAAUAAGAAUCGAUGGUCCGUAAUCUCAGAUAUGAGCACAGCAAUGGUGCCUUUCAUUGGUGUUGUUUAUGAUGGAAAGUGGUACUUGAAAGGGCUCGGCACUCAUCGCCAGGUUCUAAGUGAGGUGUAUCACCCAGAAUCUGACAACUGGUAUCCAGUUUAUGAUGGAAUGGUUGCAGGUUGGAGAAAUCCCAGUGCUGCUAUGAAUGGAAAGCUAUAUGCAUUAGACUGCAAAGAUGGGUGUAAACUUAGGGUUUAUGAUGAGGCAAGUGAUUCCUGGAGUAAACACAUCGAUAGCAGAGUUCAUUUGGGAAACUCCAAGGCCUUGGAAGCAGCAGCCCUCGUACCUCUUAACGGGAAGUUGUGCAUCGUGCGGAAUAACAUGAGUAUUUCUUUCGUAGAUGCCUCAAGAUCUGAAGAUGUUGGAAGUGCAGAAACUUCUGAACAUCUUUGGGAAACAAUAACAGGGAGAGGUCAGUUCAAGACUAUGAUGAUGAAUAUCUGGUCAAGUAUUGCUGGUAGGAAACACUUAAAAAGCCAUAUUGUCCAUUGUCAGAUUCUUCAAACUUAAAACUAGGGUAUACGACAAUGAAUCGGAAAUACGAAUUUUGUGUUGUGUUUUUCAUGUCUCUGGAUCUAGCAAGCUUUCGGCACAUCUUUUUGCCAAAAAAGAAAAGAUAAACCGGCAGAUGUGCCUAAAGUUUGCUACAUUAGAGCGAGUCACGUACAAGUCUGCAAUUGUUGUGUUUUUCAGAUUGUACUAUUACUAAAGCUCACGCACGAAGUAGAUCUAUCUAUUGCACAUAGUUUACGAAAUAUAGUGAACCAUUCCCUUGUUGGUUCAUGUCCUGCGGUCUGCAGAAGAUGUUAGUAUGAUAGUUAUCGUUCACAACCGUAAGUUUUUGAUGCAAACGUAGUUGGUGGAUCAAUACAUUGAUCGAUUGCAUUUCUAGUAGCUUAUCUGUCUGUAUGAUGCCUUGUUUGAUAUAUGAGAACUGAGAAGUGAGAACUAUUAGUUUUUUUGUCCUA